AUGGACGUACAUUCAAGGCCUGAAUCGUCACUACCAACCCCCCAGUUGACGUCGUCAUCACGGUUAGGGAAUGUCCCUGAUCAAGAUUUAACGAGAACGAGAUCAAGCCUGCAAUCGUGUCUCGAAUGUCUUGACCGAGUCCAUGAUAGGAUGGACUGUGUUUACAAAGAAUUUCUGGAAAUCCGCACCCGCAUUACAGAGCUGCUUGUCACCGGUCAAUCAGAAAUCACCACAGUGGAGGGUGAUGGCACAUUGGAUAGUAGCGUGGACUUCCAGGCAAUCGUCAGUGGUGAGCCUCAGACCGUCGUGCCACUUGCGUUUGAUGAACUCAAUGCCGUUUCACCGUCGUUGACUCCACCAGAGCUCUCCGUCUCGGCAGAGCCACUAGCAUUCCAAGGCCAAUUUUCAGACCUAAAGUACGGUCCUUUAGAGUUUGGUAUUAUUACCCUGGCGGAGGGUCUUUCCAUCGGUACAAUUCCCCAAGACGUGUUGCUCAAUGGCACCCCUGGUGUCAUCAGCUACGGGCUUGGUGUACCCGGGUUCCUGUCUCAGUAUGACACGGACUCCGAUAGGAAGACCUUGUCCGAGUCUUCAACAAGUCGCGACUUACGUCUUCCCAUUGCGCAGGGCAGCCAACAUAAAGUAAAUUGCAUCUGGCCCGGAUGCUCAAGAGCUAUCAAGAAGGAUAACCUCACUCGUCAUGUGAAUGAGGUGCAUCGGCGGAAGGUCAAGGCUGUCUGCGUUGACUGUGGAAGGAAGUUCGCGCGCCCUUAUAUGUUGAGGGACCAUAUCUGUCGGGCCGAAUGGACAAAGUCCUAGAUAUUUUGCCUUAGUACAUAUUGCGCAUUCCCAAAUUGCACCCGGUGCACUUUGAUUUUGACAAAUCUACUCGAGAUUAGUGAGA
This is a messenger RNA of Suillus discolor, 904 nucleotides long. RefSeq lists its product as uncharacterized. NCBI's taxonomy places the organism in Eukaryota, Fungi, Basidiomycota, Agaricomycetes, Boletales, Suillaceae. The record is from RefSeq and is a predicted model, not a curated record. The coding region runs from base 1 to 819 and encodes 272 amino acids. The transcript is spliced from 2 exons.